Ruditapes philippinarum (Manila clam) is the source of this 1434-nucleotide messenger RNA. Its product is annotated as iduronate 2-sulfatase-like. NCBI's taxonomy places the organism in Eukaryota, Metazoa, Mollusca, Bivalvia, Venerida, Veneridae. Bases 1 to 1434 code for a protein of 477 amino acids. The transcript has a single exon. Gene Ontology annotation, molecular function: iduronate-2-sulfatase activity. The record is from RefSeq and is a predicted model, not a curated record.
AUGCGCCCGCAGCUAGGCGCGUACGCCGGGAAAAACUUUCCAGCGCCGGUUUCCCCCGAGAUGCACACUCCAAAUUUGGACGGACUAGCUUCACGUAGUUUGCUGCUUGAGCGAGCUUACGUUCAAGAGGCGCUUUGCUCGCCAAGUCGGACGUCAUUGCUCACAGGAAGGCGCCCGGAUACAACCCGCGUCUGGGAAAUUGGGCCGUACUUUAGAGAUGUUGGCGGCAAUUUUACGACAUUGCCAGAAUACUUCAAAAUGAACGGUUACAGGGCAGUUGGAAUGGGUAAAAUCUUCCAUCCAGGAAAAGCAUCAGGUGGCGACGAUCCUAUUUCCUGGUCGGAGCCAUAUUUUCAUGGUAUAAACAACUUCGAAGGCAAAAAUAACAGUUGGUUCGCCGUCCCCGACGAAUUGUUAGUAAACCAACCGCUUCGAGACCAGCAAAUAGCAGACCAGGCGAUAAAAACUUUGAAAAGACUAGCACCGGCUGCAAAGUCCGGAAAACAACCUUUCUUCAUUGCUGCUGGGUUCCAUAAGCCCCAUUUACCGUUUGUUUUUCCGAAGUCUUUCUUGAAAUAUUACCCCACAGUAAAAUUACCAGACAAUCCUUACGCACCAGUGAAUAUGCCGGAGGCUGCGUGGUUUAACUACUGGACCCUCAGAGGCUACGAGGAUAUUAAAAAAUUACAUAAAAGUGGGGCAAUCAAUACAACACUUCCGGAUGAUGUCGUCGUAGAAUUAAGGCGCGCAUAUUACAGCGCCAUUUCCUUCACAGACUCGUUGGUUGGAAGCGUGUUGGCAGAACUCGAGAAUCUCGGCUUAGCAAACAACACGAUUGUAUCUUUCUGGGGUGAUCAUGGUUAUCAGCUAGGUGAACACGGGGAAUGGACGAAGCAUACCAAUUUUGAACUGUCUGUACAUGCGCCAAUGAUGUUACAUGUGCCGGGGCUUACUGAUAAAGGUAUCAAAACUGAUCAACUAACAGAAUUCGUGGACCUCUUUCCUACAUUAGUAGAAGCAGCCGGACUGAAACCGCUUCCGAUAUGCCCAAAUAACUCCCGGGAAACAGCACUGUGUCGAGAAGGCACAUCCUUAAUGCCUUUAAUUGCGCAACCCGAUAAACCCAUCAAAAUGGCCUCAUUUUCUCAGUAUCCAAGAACAGUGAAGAAAGACGUUGAUGGUAUGGACACAAUGGGAUAUACUGUAAGAACUGACCGUUACAGAUACACUGAGUGGCCGAAGUUUAAAUACGCACCCGACUAUAAACCGAAAUGGAACAAACUCGCGGGCGUCGAGUUGUACGACCAUCUAACGGAUCCCGAAGAAAACGUGAAUCAUGCAGACGAUAGCCAAUAUACUGCUAUAAGGAAACAGUUGAGUGAACUGCUACAUGCUGGAUGGAGAUCUGCCCAGAUUGAACAAAUAUUCGUGUAG